Messenger RNA from Tetrapisispora phaffii CBS 4417, 2016 nucleotides. RefSeq names its product putative dolichyl-phosphate-mannose--protein mannosyltransferase (gene PMT7). Gene Ontology annotation, cellular component: endoplasmic reticulum; membrane. Bases 1 to 2016 code for a protein of 671 amino acids. The record is from RefSeq and is a predicted model, not a curated record. Gene Ontology annotation, biological process: protein O-linked glycosylation via mannose. Gene Ontology annotation, molecular function: dolichyl-phosphate-mannose-protein mannosyltransferase activity. The transcript has a single exon. NCBI's taxonomy places the organism in Eukaryota, Fungi, Ascomycota, Saccharomycetes, Saccharomycetales, Saccharomycetaceae.
AUGUCAUCAAUGGUUGAAGUUGCAGACACAUUAGAAAAGGAUAAGAUUAGUAGAAAUAUAAACAUCGAAGGUAUUGGUCCAUACAGACCAUAUAAAAAAUACAAUUAUUUAAGUUUAUUACAUUUUGGUCAUCUUAAUACCUUUGAUAUCCUGAUCUCUUUGAUAAUAAUCGGUUAUUAUUAUUAUUAUAUGUUAUUUAACAAUAACAUUGAAACUUUGAAUACUACUGCAUCUGAACAAGAGUUUAUUACUUUGCUAAAUAAAUAUAGAGAACAGAUUGUGUAUCUAAAUUCAAGUUCUUCAUUUCCAAUAUACUUUUACUCGUUAUUCCCUAAUGAGGUGAUACUGUUGAGGAAAGUUACCUUAGUGUUAGUUUCACUUUUUUUGGGUAUGUCAUAUCUACUCUUGAGAAGAGUGUGUGUCUCUACUUUAAUUGCAGUUCUGGCAACAGUCGCUAUCUCAUCAGUACAAAUAUUUCAGACACAUUCACUAAUUGUUACUGAACUACCAUUAAAUUGGUUUUUAACUACCGUAGCAGUAUAUUCCUGGAGAAGUUUAAAAAUUUACACACCAUUGACAAAGGCUUGGUUUAUAAAUAUACUAAUGGUCUCCAUAUCAUUGGGUUUAUCAAUUUCUUCAAAACAUAUUUCCUUUGCGACGUAUACAUGGAUAAUAAUAGUAUCGUUGAAUGAGCUUUGGAAUUUAAUAAGUGACAUAAAUUUAUCUGGAAAACUGAUUUUGAAGGUUGCAUCAAUACAAACUUUUUUCUUUGUAGUUGCACCAAUAAUUAUAUUUGCAGUAAAUAUAAUAGCAUCAAUCGAGAACUUCAAACAUGAUGAUAUUGCUGUUUCUCAAUAUCUACCUAUCGAUUUCCAAGCUCACUUGAGAGGAGGGCUAAAUUUCACAGAUAAAUUUUAUUAUGGAUCAAUUAUAAAAAUGCGCCACGUCGAAUCCCUUGCUGGAUAUCUACAUUCAGAUGAGAUAAAUUACCCAUCUGGUUCUCAAGAACAAUUAGUCUCGUUAUCUGAUCAAGAAAAUGAUCCAAAUAACGAAUGGAUUGUAGAGCAUCAAUUUGCUAAUUUUGAUUUUGUCAAUAGAUCUGUUGCAGUUGCAAACCAAGACCUUAUCAGAUUAAGACAUCGUGUAACUGGAAAACUACUAAGAGGUUCUACUGCAAAACCACCUGUUAGUGAAGAAGACUAUACCUCUGAAAUAUCAUGCACUGGUGAUCAGGAUUAUACUGGAGAUACUGAUGAAUUAUGGAAGCUACAAGUUCUAGGUAUGAAUGAAAAACAGUCCAUCUCAAUCCCUAGUUCGAUAAUCCAACUGUUUAACGUAGGACAUCAUUGUGCUGUGAUUGGUCAUGAAGUCAGAUUACCUUCUUGGGGGUUAGAUAAUCAAGAAGUCCUAUGUAUUGAUCCACCAAAUCAAAUCAAGACAUUCUUCCAAAUCAGUUAUGUCAAUUACAGAGUUAAAAAUUAUAAAGAUGCGAUUGUUUACAAAGGUAAUGAAAAAACCAAUGUACUUGUUAACAAAAUUUCAUUAAUGAUUGACCUAAUUAAAACUGAUUUGAGAUAUAAUUCUUAUAUCAAAAAUAUUAAAAUAGGGGAAACUGCACAUGUAGCAUUUUGGCCAUUUACAUUUACUGAUUUAGGUAUUUCUGAUCAAAUUUGGUUGAGUUCUAUUGUAGCAAUCAUAAUAUUUAUCGGUAUUUUGACAAAAAAUGUAUUGUCUUGGAAUCCAUGGAUGAUAACUACUUCUAACAUCGAUAUUAUGCCCGACUUUUCUUUUAGUUUCAAAAUCGAACUUCUAAUGGGAUGGUUACUGCAUUUUGCUCCAUUUUUUAAAGCAGCUCAUGAUAACCUACACAUAAUUCAAUACUUCCAUAGCUUUUACUUUGGGGUGUUAUUAUUCGUUGUUCUUCUAAAUGAUCUUUACAGGUGGAAUCGUCUCACACUCUUUUUCUCAGUUAUUUACUGUGUUUCCCAUAUAUACAUAUAUUUUAGUAACUACUGA